Molecule: messenger RNA, 513 nt
Organism: Giardia duodenalis
Lineage: Eukaryota; Fornicata; Diplomonadida; Hexamitidae
Exons: 1
Coding region: 1-513 (170 amino acids)
Source: RefSeq, a predicted model, not a curated record
AUGGACCGCAAGAGGCUGGUUCUUUCAUGGUGCGACAACGAUCUCUACAAUAACAACGACGAGCUUGCAGGUGAGAACUAUACGGAGCAGGACCGCCUAUUAGCUUACUUCCGUCACUCUCCCUUCUGCCAGCAAAACGAGUACUGCGUCAACAUAAAGACCAAAAAUCAGAGACCGACAACACUCGAGGACUGGAUUAGGGACAAGUCACACCUCUCGGAGGAGUUCACGAGAGAGCAGUUGGACAGUGGGAAGGUGAUUUUGUACAAGAUCCAGGAUUAUACCCCAUCUCGGGCCUUGAUAGCUGGGUAUUGCGUGGAGCCCGAAGGGGGGCUGCUGAGCUAUCCAUGUGAAAUGUAUUACUAUAUCAACGAUGAGAACUACAUAUACAAGCUACCAUCGUUUAAGCAAUAUACAGACAACACGUUGUACAACAUAGCCUUCGAUCUUAAACGGGCAGUGGAUGCCUGGAGGGACGCUAUUGCAGAGGAAGAGGCCAAGGGAAACUGGUAA